Molecule: messenger RNA, 4019 nt
Organism: Sorex fumeus (smoky shrew)
Lineage: Eukaryota; Metazoa; Chordata; Mammalia; Eulipotyphla; Soricidae
Gene: LAMP2
Product: lysosomal associated membrane protein 2
Exons: 9
Coding region: 96-1355 (419 amino acids)
Biological process (GO): protein targeting to lysosome involved in chaperone-mediated autophagy; autophagosome maturation; cellular response to starvation
Cellular component (GO): autophagosome membrane
Source: RefSeq, a predicted model, not a curated record
GCCGCCGCCGCCUCCUCCUCCGCCGCUGCCUCCUCCUCCUCCGCCGCCGCCGCCGCCGCCGCCACCGCCGCCGCCUCCGGCUGCUCUGCGGGAUCAUGGAGUGCUUCCGCCUCUCCGGGGCUCCGGGCUUGGUACUCGCUCUGUGCUACCUGGUUCUGGGAUCUUUCUCAUCUUCCGCAUUGGAAAUUAAUCAGACUAAUUCGGAAGGCACGUGCCUUUACGCAAAAUGGCAGAUGAAUUUUACAGUAACAUAUGAGACCACAAGCAAAAGUCUUAGAAAUGUAAGCAUUUCCGACCUUCAGUCUGUAGUCUACGACGGAAGCACUUGUGGAGAUGGAGAUGACCAGAUCCAUUCCCGAAUUGAGGUGCACUAUGGAUCUGGUUUUAUCUGGAUGGUAAAUUUUACAAAGGACCUGUCGACGUCAACCUAUUCCAUUGACAACAUCUCAUUUUUGUACAACACAACCGAUAACUCUACGUUUCCUGAUGCUGAAGAUAAAGGAAUGCUGACCGUUCAGUUUAACCCCAGGACAUCCAGGAUUCCACUGAAUGACAUCUUUAGAUGCAACAGUUUAAUAGUUAUGGAAAAAGAAAAUGUUACCCAAACCUUUUGGGAUGUGCAUGUACAAGCUUUUGUCCCAAAUGGCACAGUGAGCACAGAAGAGUUUCUGUGUGCUAAAGAUAAGACCGCCACCACAGUGGUGCCCAUCGUCUCUACCACCACCCCGCCUGCGCCUACCACCCCCACCCCCACCCCCACCCCCAAGGAAAAUCCAGAGGUGGGAAACUAUAAGGUGGUUAAUGGCAAUGACACCUGCCUUAUGGCUACGAUGGGGUUGCAGCUGAACAUCACUCUUGAUAAGGGUCCUGUGCUUAUUAAUGUGAACCCCAAUGUAACGGAGCCAUCUGGGAGCUGCCAACCUCAGACUGCUCUACUGAGACUGAACAGCAGCAGCAUUAAAUUUCUUGACUUUGUCUUUGCUGUGAAAAACAAAAACCGAUUCUAUCUGAAGGAAGUGAAUAUCAGCAUGAAUCUGGCUAAUGGCUCUGUUUUUAGCAUGGCGAAUAACAAUCUUAGCUACUGGGAUGCGCCCUUGGGAAGUUCCUAUAUGUGCAACCAAGAGCAGACUGUUCCCAUAUCUGGAACAUUUCAGAUAAAUACCUUUGGUCUGAGGGUUCAGCCUUUCAAUGUGAUGGAAGGAAAGUAUUCUACAGCCCAAGAGUGUUCGCUGGAUGAUGACACCAUUCUUAUUCCAGUUAUAGUUGGUGCUGGUCUUUCAGGCUUGAUUAUCGUUAUAGUGAUUGCUUACCUAAUUGGCAGAAGAAAGAAUUAUGCUGGAUAUCAAACCCUGUAACAUUAAUCCACACGUGAUCUCUGUUAAAAACAAUAAAGCAAGUACAAGUUCCAACAUGCAAUACUGUUCCACUUAAGGUAUAUUUAGGUAUAAUCAACUUAAGGUAUAUUUAGCAUAUAUGAUCUUAAGCUGGGUGGUUAUGGGGACUUUAGAAAUUACACAAAUGCCCCACAGCAAUAAACAAAUUCAUCAACAGAUUUUAGUUUACCUCACUAAAGGUAUUUAAAACUAUUCCUUCAGCAAAAGGCAUGUGCAAAAUCUUCAAGUGAUAGAUUAGAGAAUCUAUUUUAUUCUCUCCAAUUAUUAUUUUAGUAUUUUCACUUUAGAUAUUCUGAUCAGAAAUCAGGUUAGGAAAAGCAAUUUAAAACAGAGAUCUUUUUUUUCCUGCAUGUUGUUGAAUUGUGACCACACAUUCUACAGUGGAUUUGUACUUGCUCCUUUUGCAUUUUUGGGGUGAUUUUGUUUGCAGGUGAAACUGGCUGCUUUGGCAUUGUUGCAUAUUUUACCUAUGAGAUAAAGAUCUGCAAAGGGUCUGGCAUUAGGAUCUUCUUAGUCGUGAAUGCUUCCUAAUGCCUUUUUGAAGACGCACGUCUUUGAAUAUGGCUAUUAUGAUAAAAGAUAUGAAAGCUUCUUGAAUUUUAGAGUAGGUAUUAAAUUUUAUUGUUUAAUAUUUUUUCCUCCAAAAACCAACUGGAUAUUUCAGUCUUUUAAAUUUUAAGACACACUUGGGCUGGAGAGAUACUACAGUGGAUAGGGCAGUUGCCUUGCACAUGGCCUUCUUUGGUCUGAUUACCAACACCCCGAGCCCUGCCAUGAAUGAUCCCUGAGCUCAGAGCCAGGAGUAAGCCCUGAACACCACUGGGUAUGAUCCACGAAACAAAAAAAAGAGAUAUAUUGCAAGACACAAAACUUUUUCUACUGGGCAUUUCAAUUCAUAUAAUGGGUGCUUUAGAGAUAAUUGCUAUGCUAUAUACUUAGGGCAUUAGUCCUUUGUACCCGUAAAUUGGGCUUUACAUGCCGUGCUCAAAUCAAUGUAGAUUUCUCUAGCCUUCCAAGAUCUUUGGUGAAGGUUUUAUUUCCUUUAAAAAGAUACAAGUAUGUCCUAGAACCUAGAAUGUACUUACACUUAGAAAGUAACUUGCACCUAACUCAAAGGUUUUGAUCUUCUCUUAGUCCAUUAAAGCUUAUUCUUUGUUUCCAAGUUACAUUGAUUGCUCCAACAUUUACUAAUUUGGCUUUCACAUUUAAAUGGUUCUUUGCUAAUCAAAACUUACAUUGUCAUUGUUCAUUAUGGGAGAUCAUUAUUAAUUCAUGGACUUUUUGGGUUCAGUCAUGUGCUCUGGGGAAAUGCGGCAAUUGUCCAUUUGCUCUAUACCUCCAAAUAUUUAUAUGAGCAAGAAACCACUUUGGCUUGAGAGUUAACACAGUAAGGAUCUCAUAUUUCUGAGAAGGCUCUUUCAUGUGUUGGGAUGGCUCCCCAAAUAUUAAAGAUUUAUUCAUAUGGAGCCAUCUAUGGAAGGUUUCUGUGUUUGUGUGUGUGUUGUGUGUGUGUGUGUGUGUGCACACGCACCCAACCUCUAUCCCUGUUUACUGGAAGAUAAGGAAGUAUGUAGUUUCCAAAAUUUUGUUGAAAGAAUUUGUCUAGCUUCACACACAAACACACGCACACACACAGAGAGACAGAGACAGAGACAGAGACAGACAGAUAGAUCAUGACUAUUUAGAUGUCUACAGUUAUAAAAAAACUUUCAGCUUAAAUUGGAAUGCUGUUUUUGCCCACUUUAAUUGGCUGUCUCAGGGGCCGGAGCGAUAGUACAGCAGGUAAGGCAUUUGCCUUGCAUGCUGCCAACCAGGUUUUAUCCCUGGCAUUCCAUAUGGUCCCCUGAGCACUACCAGGAGUAAUUUCUGAGUGCAGAGCCAGGAGUAACCUUUGAGCAUUGCUGGGUGUGACCCCAGAAGCCAAAACAACCACCUUAACUGCCUCAGAACCAGAUUUCUGAUUAUGUAGCCCCUCUCUUAAAGCCAUGUACUGAUAACUUCAAACACCUUUUACAAACAGAACAGUAACCUCCUUUCUAAAAUUCUUUUUAAAAAAUUUAAAUAGUGAAUUAGUCUCAGAUUUGUUAACCUUUAGAGAAAGCUUUUAAGAAAUCGGACUGUAGAUAUUUCCUGAGUCAAAACAAAGCAGUUUUUUUUGGGAAAAAAUUAAAAUUGGAAGCACAAAUGGGUGGCACUGGCUUAACGCUGUUAAUGUUUUUAAAAAUUUCUACAUUUAGAUUAUAUACCUGAUUCAUAUUAAAAUACCUCUAUUAAGCACGGUUUUAUAGAAAAUCUGACUUCAUUGGAUAUUUUUGUAUUUUACAUGGGCCAGUUUAUAUACUGUUAUUUACACGAUUAUUUCCUGUAGCCACAUAUUCUUUGUACCUUCUGUAAUUUUAUUUGUUUUACUGGGUCUGCACCAUGAUGGUCUAACAAUCUAUUUGGUUCUGGAUGUUUUUCGUGUUUUAGCAUUUGUAUAAAAAAAACUGGUCCAUGUAGGUACUUUUUGUGUUUUUUUCCUCAAAUGUUUAAACCACUAGUUUAUGUAUCUCUCAAAUAUUUGCCUGUCCAUUUGCUCAACAUACUGCUUCAAAAUAAACAAUAAAGAUUCUUUUCUUAAGGAAA